Messenger RNA from Nicrophorus vespilloides, 1566 nucleotides. RefSeq names its product nuclear pore glycoprotein p62. Bases 97 to 1422 code for a protein of 441 amino acids. Gene Ontology annotation, molecular function: structural constituent of nuclear pore; phospholipid binding. Gene Ontology annotation, biological process: protein import into nucleus; RNA export from nucleus. The transcript has 3 exons. Gene Ontology annotation, cellular component: nuclear pore; nuclear pore central transport channel. The record is from RefSeq and is a predicted model, not a curated record. NCBI's taxonomy places the organism in Eukaryota, Metazoa, Arthropoda, Insecta, Coleoptera, Silphidae.
UGUCAACGGAAGAGAGUGGUCUUGGCGGUUCUUCCUUGUUGUAGUAUAGUUUUUGUGGUGAAUUGCAUUGGGAGAGGUCGUGCGAAGUAAAUAAAAAUGUCGUUCUCGUUUGGGACACCGAAAACAGAUGCACCGGCACCCAGUUUCAGUUUCGGAAACGCUGGCGGUGAUGCCAAGACGAAGGCCUUUGGAACUCCAGCUGCUGCCGCCCCGCAGGCCGGUCUGAACUUCAGUUUUGGUUCCGGAACACCAGCCAAACCUGCAAGUUCUUUCACUCUAGGGGCGUCUCCAGCGCCGAGUUUCAAUUUGUCUGCCGUCAAUAAACCCGCCCCCAGCUUCAAUUUGGGCGGAGCUGCAGCCUCGACGCCGGCACCGUCAGUUUUUGGAGCUGCAGCAGCAGCUCCGACGCUAAACUUCGUGCCACCCACUCAGCAGCAACCGGCAUCGUCUGGGUUUGUUUUAGGCGCGGCGGCGACACCUGCGGCCAGCGCCGCAACACCUAGUUUCAAUUUGGGCGGAGCGGCGACCAGUACGGCAACGCCCACCUUCAGCUUGGGGGCGGCGAACACUGCAGCUCCGUUAGCCUUUAACUUAUCCAAACCAGCCACGACUCCGGCGUCUUCGACUAGUGGAUUCAGCUUAGGCGGAGCUGCGCCUACACCAGCUGCGACCGCCGCCGCCGCUCCCGGUUUGGGUCUAGGUAAAAGCACCUUAUCUUUUUCGAUGCCGAGCGCGACCGCAGCGGCCACAACGUCGGCAGGUUUCUCAUUGGGGGCGGCGACAACCACCGCGACGACGACUUCGUUGCCUAGCAGCCUGACAAGUGCGAGCGUUGUUCCGCCCACCGGGACGUUGACGUUCGCACAGUUGGAGGACGCCAUCAACAAGUGGACCAUAGAUUUGGAGGAGCAGGGCAAGCUUUUUGGAAAUCAGGCGAAGCAGCUGAACGCCUGGGACAGACUGCUCAUCUCGAACGGGGAGAAGGUGCUUUCAUUGAAUAACAGCAUCGAGAGGGUGAAGCAGCAGCAGCAGAAUCUCGAUCAGGAAUUGGAUUUCGUGCUGGCGCAGCAGAAGGAACUCGAGGAUCUUAUUGCGCCGCUGGAGAAGGAACUGAACGAGCUGCCGAUCACAGAUCUGGACAGGAAUCACACGUAUCAGUUGGCGGAAACCAUGGAUACGCAAUUGAAACAAAUGUCGGAGGAUCUGAAGGAGAUCAUCGAACAGUUGAACGAAGCCAACAAAACGCAGGAGCUGUCCAAUCCGAUCACCCAGAUCGGGAAGAUCCUGAACGCCCACAUGAAUUCGCUGCAGUGGAUCGACAGAAAUACAACGAAGAUCAGCACGCAUCUGGAUCAGGUCACGAAGAUGCACGACAUCAAUCGGAGGAGUCACGAAAAGAGUUUCCAGAGGACUUACGAUUGAUUUUUAACAUUCUUCAGUUUAUUUUUUUAUAUACCACCUAUAUUAUUAUUAUUAAUAAAGAAAGAAGCAAAGAUAUUGAAUUGUUCCGAGUUAUUUAAGUUUAUAAGAUGAUACUGAUAAUAAUAAUAAAGGAAGUUAUUUAAA